UCUAACCCAUUAGAGUUACUCACUUCGUAUCGGAUGCAACCGUAAGAUCCGAUCUGCCGGUGGCCGCCGGCGAGAUGGACCUGCCGGCGAGCCGCGGCCGGUGGCGCAGGCGGAGCGCGCGGUCGAACGUGCGGCUACUUGUGGCCGUCUUGUUCCUCCUCCUCCCGGCAUCCCUCCUGCUCUCCUCCUCCUACUCCUCCCUGCUCCGCUCCCUACUCCCCUUCUCCGCCUCCGCGCCCGGCAGUGACGGCGGCACCCCGAGGUGUGGGCGCUCCGCGGAGCUGCAGGGAGAGAGGUUCCUCUGGUACGCACCGCACAGCGGGUUCAGCAACCAGGUGGGCGAGCUGCGGAACGCUGCGGUUGCGGCCGCGCUGCUCAACCGCACCCUCGUCGUGCCCCCCGUGCUCGACCACCACGCCGUCGCCCUCGGGAGCUGCCCAAAGUUCAGGGUCGCCGAACCCUCCGACCUCCGAGCCGCCGUCUGGGACCACGCCAUGCAGCUCCUCCGGGAGCAGAGGUAUGUUUCGAUGGGUGACAUAGUUGAUCUGUCCCCACUGAAGCCUUUGGUUAAGACAAUUGAUUUCAGGGUGUUUGUUUCAUUAUGGUGCGGUGUAGAUAUGCGGAAAACUUGCUUUGCUGGGUUGUGCUGUGCUGUUUCUGGCGGUGGAUCAUUGCCAAGUGACUAUGAUAGAUGCCGGUCUUUGCUGUCUGGUUUAGAAGGCAGUGAAAGUAGUGGUUGUGUGUACCCUGUUCAGGAUGAUUGUAGAACCACAGUCUGGACAUAUCAGGAGAAUAAUGAUAGAGCACUGGAUUCGUUUCAACCUGAUGAAGAGUUAAAAAGGAAGAAGAAGAUAUCAUAUGUUAGGAGGCGUAAAGAUAUAUACAAGAGUUUAGGGCCUGGUAAUAAAGCUGAGGAUGCUACCUUGUUGGCCUUUGGGACACUUUUUUCAGCACCAUACAAGGGAUCAGAGUCUUAUUUUGAUAUCCAUGAAUCACCAAAGGAUCAUAGAUUACAGAAUCUACUUGAGAAAAUUGAGUUCCUUCCUUUUGUCCCAGAGAUCAUGGCUGCGGGGAAGGAGCUUGCUAAGAGCAAGAUUAAGGAGCCUUUUCUUUGUGCACAACUAAGAUUGUUAGAUGGCCAGUUUAAGAAUCACUGGAAAUCUACCUUUUCUGCCCUUAAGGAGAAGCUGAAAUCUCUUGAGGUGGAAAUGAAGACAAACAAGAACAGUGGUCCUGUUCAAAUUUUCCUCAUGACUGAUCUCCCCCCAGCAAACUGGACGAAAACCUAUCUCGCAGAUAUUGCAAAAGAUGUGAGAUAUCAACUGUACACCCUGAAGGAAAAUGAUGUUCUACAGACUGCCGAGAAGCUUAUGGCUGCUGAACAUGGCAUAAGGUCUGGAUUCCUUCCAAAGAUCAGAGGAAACACGAACAAAGAUUGUGAUUCAGUUCAACUGCCGGAAAUUUUAUUAUAUAUCGAAGAAUCUGUUUGCAGCUGUGCAUCACUUGGAUUUGUGGGGACUGUUGGAUCAACCAUAGCAGGAAGCAUAGAAACAAUGAGGAAGAACAAUGUCUGCAAAUUGUAGGAGAACUACAUCAUUUGCGCAAGCUGCCAGAAAACUAACCGAUGCUAUUUAACGAGUUAAUUUCAGUGGGGGCUGUUGCACUACAGAGAGCUGAAUCAUUGCAGACUUUAGACUGAGAAACGACUGUUGGAAUCAAACAGAUUUCACGGAGAUGAAUGAAAAAUUCUAACUAUUUGUGUAUAUCUAACUGCACUGUAAUGCACAACUUACAGUGAUAAAUAAGCUGUGGUAGUCCCAGAAGCUUGGCUUAGCUAGAGAUUGAUCGUUUGCUAGUGAGUUAUUUCUAUCAAUAGAAACUUCUACCUUUUGA
Hordeum vulgare subsp. vulgare (domesticated barley) is the source of this 1893-nucleotide messenger RNA. Its product is annotated as O-fucosyltransferase 30. The record is from RefSeq and is a predicted model, not a curated record. The coding region runs from base 75 to 1583 and encodes 502 amino acids. The transcript is spliced from 2 exons. NCBI's taxonomy places the organism in Eukaryota, Viridiplantae, Streptophyta, Magnoliopsida, Poales, Poaceae.